This is a messenger RNA of Pseudogymnoascus verrucosus, 1097 nucleotides long. RefSeq lists its product as uncharacterized. NCBI's taxonomy places the organism in Eukaryota, Fungi, Ascomycota, Leotiomycetes, Thelebolales, Thelebolaceae. Gene Ontology annotation, molecular function: oxidoreductase activity, acting on the CH-OH group of donors, NAD or NADP as acceptor. The coding region runs from base 251 to 1051 and encodes 266 amino acids. The transcript has 4 exons. The record is from RefSeq and is a predicted model, not a curated record.
CGCCAACAACCAACUUGAAUCUUACCGCAGUCUGAGCUAAAUCAACGCUGUGUAAGCAGUUAUAUAGAGCGCUGGUAGGAAUGUGAGGUAAUCUUUGUGCCGCCUUUGGAAUGGAUGAUUUCUUAGUAUCCGCCGAGUAUCCCUACGAAACUACUUAAAGAGUCGUAGAAAUCCCUUUUGUUUUAUCCUUAUACACAUUGCCUCGAUUUCGUCUCUCAACUUCAGUUUACACAGACGUCAAACUCUGAAAAUGCCGUCUUACGUUGUUGUUGGUGCCUCUCGAGGCCUCGGAUACGAGUGGCUUCGAUUUCUCAGCCAGGACCCAUCCAAUGCUGUCAUUGGACUAGCACGCACUCCAGGACCUGUCGAGGCCCAACUUGCAGCCGAUAAAAUCACCAAUGUCCGCAUUUUCAAGGCUGACAUGCUCGAUCACAGAAGUCUCACAAUAGCAGCCAGCGAGGUUUCUGAAGUAACCAACAACUCACUCGAUCAUCUGAUUGUUAACGGCGCCUACCUCGGUCCUGACGCGUCUUUCAUCACCCCGACGGAAUUCGUCGGUCAAGAGGACCUCCUUCGCCGAGAGUUCAUCAAAAACUUGGAUGUGAACGUUAUCGGUGUCAUCCACUCCAUCAACGCAUUUAUUCCGCUCAUUCGCAAAGGCACCACUAAGAAGAUCACUGUCAUAUCAACAGGCCUAGCGGACUUGGAGCUAGCGCAGAAGGCAAACAUCGCGUUCUCAGUGCUAUACAGCUCGACUAAAGCGGCCACUAACAUGGUUGUUGCCAAAUAUUCUGCUGAGCUGAGAGGAGAGGGAAUCAUCCUCCUCGCAUUGAGCCCAGGGGUCGUCGACACCGCUACUGGACCUCCACCUCCAGAACACAUACCGCGAAUGCAAGAGAUGGGAGCAGAAUUUGCAAAUAUCUAUCCGCAUUUCAAGGGGCCGAUCACUCCAGCUCAGAGCGUGCCUCUCAUGAAAAAGGUUAUUGACAAUAUGACGAUUGAGGAUUCUGGAGCAUUCUUGUCCCACCUUGGCAGCAAGGAGUGGCUUUGAACGCCUUUGGUAUUGGAGUUCUGAUUAUGAUAGAGAUAAAUAGAAC